UGCACCUGGACUGAAGGCUGCCUCGUCUGCCUCCUCGUUAUAAAUGUUACUCAUCAUCUGCCUGCAAUGGCUCUUUGGAGAAGUAUCCUCAUCAUCAGUCACAUUCUACCUGUGGUGAGGACUUUAAACUUCAAGUUCUUCCCAUGUGACACUGAUGAGAACGGCACCACGGUGGACUGCAGUGAGCGACCGCUCAGGAACAUCCCCUUCGAGUCCAGCACUGUGGAGUCACUUGAUUUGAGUAGAACAAAGGUACUGAAAGUGGACCAGCAUUCUUUGGCACGUGUCCCAAACCUCCACACUCUGAAAAUAAUGGACAAUUGUCCACCGGGUCGAAUGAAAGACGGCAGAUGCAAAAUGGACAUCCAGUCCACUGCCUUCAAGGGCCUUAACCUCAAACAUCUGUACUUGUCUGGCAAUAGCCUCACCUUUAUACCCUGGUUACCUAAAACCCUGAAAGUCCUCGAUCUCCGGAACAACCACAUCUUCCAAAUUACCCAAUCUUUGAACACUUCAAAUCUGGAAGCGCUCUUCCUCAGCGGAAACUGCUUUUAUGCAAAUCCUUGUAACCGCUCCUUUUACAUCAGUGAGACAGUUUUCAGAGGGCUCCCUAAACUCAAAAACCUCACAUUGGGCUACAAUAACUUGACAGCUAUCCCUAAAGGACUCCCACCGUCUCUGGAGAGUUUGGAUUUUAAAGAGAACACAAUCCCAGAGAUCUUAGACGGAGCAUUCGCUAACUUGACUAAGCUCAGGUAUUUGAAUUUGGAGUGGAACUGCCAGCGUUGUGACCAUGCGGCCAGGCCCUGUUUUCCUUGCCCUAAAAAUCACCCGCUAAAUCUUUCCUCAAACUCACUGUAUGCCGAGAACAGCUCCAUCACCUACUUAAGCCUCAGGGGCAACUCCCUGACAACAUUUCCAGAAGGUCUUUUCAGACCUUUGACGAGGUUAAAGAGGUUGGACCUCUCUGACAACCUUCUGGCAUAUGUGAUACAAAAUGGCACCUUUUUCAAGGAGUUGAAGGGCCUAACCUGGAUUAGCCUUAUCUACAACUAUCAACCCCUGAAGACAUUUUCUGAACUGUUCCUGUCCCCACAUAUUGGUGAUAUAUCCGGUCUACAGUAUCUCCUCCUGAGUGGGAACUUCUUCCACAAGCUUUCGCAUCAGAGCUUUGGAGUCCUGUCCAAACUCCAAAAUCUAACAAAACUUGAACUGAGGAUGAACUUCAUCAAUCAGUGUGACUUGUCAGCUCUGACAACAUUACCGUCUCUCAUUGACAUUGACCUCUCCCAAAACAUGCUCGCUUUCCUUCCUUGCAGCUCAGCUCCGUCGCCUCUGACAAAGACUGUGGCGCAGAAAAGCUCCUCCAAUCAGGACUUGUAUGUGCACGAAUUCCACGAGCAACCCGUCGUCAUAAGAGAUCGGGAAGUCGCGGCUGGAAAUGAGAUCUGGGAUCCCGACCAAUCAAAUGUGCUGGAAACUUUCCAGAGCUGUGGUUCGCAGUUUCCAUCACCAUGGGACUUUAGAACUAAUUUCUGCCACCGUAAAUUAACAUUUGACCUUUCGCAAAAUGAAAUUAUAUCCCUUAACAAAAAUGUGUUUGUCGGCAUGGAGAAGGCCGUUUGUCUUGACCUUUCCUUCAACUACAUGAGCGAGACGUUGAGGUACGGGCAGUUUAGCAGCAUGAAACAUUUAGUUUUUCUCAAUUUGUCGUACAACAGACUUGAUCUUUAUCAUGUCGAUGCUUUCAGUGAGCUGAACAGGACUUUAAAGGUGUUAGACAUUAGUAACAAUAAUUUCCACUUCAAAAUGAGGGGUAUGGGCCACCAUUUUGGGUUCCUUCAAAAGCUGACCAACUUGGAAGUCCUAAACCUGGCAAAUAAUGACAUUGGGAUGAGAAUUGAUCGAAGGCUGAGCAGCAGCUCUGUGAGGUACCUCUACUUCAACGGCAAUCACCUGGACAUCAUGUGGGAAUCUGAUCAUACCAUAUACACCCAUUUCUUCCAAAACCUGACAAACCUCACAUACCUGGACAUCUCUGAUAACGAUUUGAUCUCCAUCUCACCAAAAGUGCUGUGCAACUUUCCAGGAAGCAUCCAGGCCCUCAGGAUCAGCGACAACAUGCUCAAAUAUUUUCCAUGGCAGAACAUCUCGGCGCUCAGCAGUUUGUGCUACCUGGACCUCAGCAGCAAUUUUCUCUCUUAUUUGCCCAAAGAAGUCGUAGAUUUUGGAGCCAAUUUUAUUCUUUUGGAUCUCAGUUUCAAUCGCAUCUCCUACAUCCCUGAAGAGUUCUUGAUAAGGGCAAAAUCCCUGCAGUAUCUCUACCUCAGCCACAACCAGAUCAAAGAGUUGGACCAUCAGUAUCUCCCAGCUCCUCUCAAAAACGGCAGUGCCCUCAGAGAACUCACCCUUCAUGCCAACCCCUUCAAAUGCGAUUGCGGUACUUCUUGGUUUGCAGACUUUUUGGGCACUACCUCGAUAAAGAUUCCUUAUCUCACCACUCACAUUCACUGUGAGUUCCCAGAGUCCCAACAAGGCAAGAGCAUCUUAUCUGUAGACCAGCGCUCCUGUCAGGACGGCGGCAUAGCUUUUUUGGUGUGUUCCUUCUUAACUGUGAUGUUCACUGCUCUGCCUCUGCUGAAGCAUCUGUACGGCUGGGACAUGUGGUACUGCUUACAGCUGCUGUGGGCAGGACAUAAAGGUUAUUCCCAGUUGGCCGGCACCGACUCACACAAUCACUACGACGCAUUUGUUGUGUUCGACACCACGAACAAGGCGGUGAGCGAUUGGGUUUACAACGAAUUAACUGUCAAUCUGGAGAACUGUGGCCACAGGAGAUUUAGUCUGUGUUUGGAAGAGAGGGACUGGAUCCCUGGACUUUCAUGUAUCGAGAAUCUUCACAAUGCCGUCAACAAGAGUGUGAAGACGGUGUUUGUGCUUUCCAGCGUGGGGGAGACAGUGAAUGGUCUGAUCCGUCAGGCUUUCUUCAUGGUUCAGCAGCGACUUCUGGAUGAAAAGGUGGACACAGUGGUGCUGGUUCUGCUGAGCGAGAUGUUUCCCAAGCUCAAGUACCUCCAGCUGAGGAAGAGGCUCUGCAGGAAGUCCGUGUUGACGUGGCCCAGGAACCCACGGGCACAACCCCUUUUCUGGAACAGGAUGAGGACGGUGCUGUCGUCCGAUAACCUGAAGUUAUACGACCAUAACAUGAGCGAGAGUUUCAUAUGACCGAGGUGAACCUUGACAUGACGCACACAUGAGAAUGAAGAGCUGUUUACUUGGCUGGUAACAAAUUCUUCAUACAUUUAAAUAAUCAAAAAUGGAGAAACAUGAUUUCCAUUUAUAAACAGGUAUAAAACCUUUUUUUUAUUACAAAAAUGAAA
Messenger RNA from Solea senegalensis (Senegalese sole), 3380 nucleotides. It is a transcript of the gene tlr9, whose product is annotated as toll-like receptor 9. The record is from RefSeq and is a predicted model, not a curated record. The transcript is spliced from 3 exons. Gene Ontology annotation, molecular function: pattern recognition receptor activity; protein binding. Gene Ontology annotation, biological process: canonical NF-kappaB signal transduction; toll-like receptor signaling pathway; positive regulation of interleukin-6 production. Bases 67 to 3225 code for a protein of 1052 amino acids. Lineage: Eukaryota; Metazoa; Chordata; Actinopteri; Pleuronectiformes; Soleidae. Gene Ontology annotation, cellular component: plasma membrane.